Messenger RNA from Linum tenue, 222 nucleotides. The record is from the annotation of a GenBank genome assembly. NCBI's taxonomy places the organism in Eukaryota, Viridiplantae, Streptophyta, Magnoliopsida, Malpighiales, Linaceae.
AUGAACCAUCCACCACCCCAGAUAACUCCAUCAAUCUGGAGGGAAAUGGUUCAGAAAUGGGCUAACCUGAAUUGGUUGGAAAUAAGUGAUAAGAACAAAAAGAAUCGGGAGAAGAGUGAGCUUGCAACCACUAGUGGUUCAGCACCUUUGACCAAGUACAGAUAUGAGGAGGAUAACGAUGAGUCUGACGAGGAGAAUGCCGACGAGAUUGCUCCUGCAUGA